UCUCUUUCAUUCGCCACGAUUGAAGUUCAAGAGCUGAAUCAUUUGAUAUGCAUUCAGCUGGAUGUAUCUGUUGUGUAUUGUCGCUGUUGAAAAGAAUAUGGCCAGGAAGUGCUGCCUGAAGAGACACGCCUUAAGUCACAUCAAUCGGACUUUAGGAAAUGCCGGAGGUGUUGGCCAGCUUCGAAAUUACCAGCAUUCAAUUCGCAAUCAAGGAUCACAAAUAUGCAAUAAUGGAAAAGUGUCAUCUGAGAGCCGUGAAUCGCAGUAUCAAAUUAUUCGACUUGCGCAUCAAACUGCUGAAAUUACCCAUAACAAAUGUCUUGGUGAAGUGGUCUUUGCUUAAGCUAAGCAACGGAUAUUUGCCCUUCAAUCACAACUAUACGCUGGAUGGCUGCAAGUUUUUAAGGCACAGCAAUCAUCUGAUCAAUAAUUUCGUAUAUGGCAUAUUUAAGGAUUAUACAAACCUAAAUCAUACUUGUCCUUACAAUCAUGAUGUCAUCGUAGACAGUUUUCCCUCACGUUCCUCUAAAGAUUUAGACCUCAUGUUCCUUGCAAAGGGAGACUAUGCCAUUGAUACUGCUUGGUAUACGGAUGGCAUAUUGCGGGCUGACGGUAGAAUAAAGUUUACAUUUGCCUAAUCAUUAAACCGAAAUCUAUUGUGUACAUUAAAAAUCUCGACUUUGAGAUACCCGCAACCCAUUUUCAAUAAAAGCAAAACA
Messenger RNA from Drosophila nasuta, 719 nucleotides. RefSeq lists its product as uncharacterized. Lineage: Eukaryota; Metazoa; Arthropoda; Insecta; Diptera; Drosophilidae. Bases 159 to 638 code for a protein of 159 amino acids. The transcript has 5 exons. The record is from RefSeq and is a predicted model, not a curated record.